GUCCUUCUUAUGCGAGCCAGUCCCACUCCCACCCCUCUUGGCCUCUCCUCAGUCCUCUCUGAAACUGAAGAAAGUUUGAAAUUGAAAGAAAAAGAACCCUAACAACCCACCGCCACCGCAGACCCCACAGCCCCGCAUCGUUGUCAUCGCCGAAUCCUUCUCUCCCUUCUCUCUCUCGGUCGCCCUCUUUGUCUCUCUGUCGCCGCUUCGUCGCUCCUCGUCGUGGGUCGUCGCUGCUUCUCCCUUCCUCCCCUGCGUCGUUUCUGCUUCUCUUCUCCACACCGUGUCUCGCCGUUGUUGCUUCUCUUUUUCGUGUGGUGUCUCUCAGUCGCAGUUUAUCUCCAUGACCAAAUUUUUCAAAAUUUCAACCCUCAGAUAAUGCUUUUGAUUGGAUUGCCAUAAAUCUUCUUCAAUAGUCGCUUUGCCAUUUCUCGCAAGUUGAAAAAUGAAGUUUCUUGAUUGGUACUUGAAGAUUGGGGUCGUUUCGGCUCUGGUUGGGGCUUCUAUGGAGUUGUUCAUGAUCAAAACUGGUUUCUUGGGGGAAGGCUCACGGAGGGACAAAAGACUAUUGGUAGCUCCCAGGACGGCAUGGACUUGGGUUGAGUUGAGAGGGAAGAAUUGGAACAAUGACAAGGUAACUGUUUUGGAGUCAGAAAAGCGAGCCUGGGAGAAUUCCCCCGAGGCUCAGGCAGUUAGAGAUGCUCUCAAUCCUUGGAGACAUGUUGAAGCAGAAAGAACAAAAAGCAUUUGAAGUACCCAUCCAGUCGUGGUUGCAGUAACUCGUCUGCCAGCCAACAAAUUGUGGGCAAACUCUAUUGAUCGCUCCCUUCAAUUUUGUGUUACUGCUAUCAGGCUUUUCAGUCAUGGAUUAAUUCUAUUCAGCUCUUGAUGAUGUUUCGAAAGUUAUAGGUAAUACACUACAACACCAAUCUUAAAUUGUGCACCUAAUUUACCACUGUGACACAAAUCUUCUAAUAUUGUGAAUCUUCUGCAUUUUAUUUGAUGUUAAAUUUUGCCAAUCUUUUCCAAUUUUUU
Messenger RNA from Arachis ipaensis, 1035 nucleotides. NCBI's taxonomy places the organism in Eukaryota, Viridiplantae, Streptophyta, Magnoliopsida, Fabales, Fabaceae. The record is from RefSeq and is a predicted model, not a curated record.